AUGGGAACUUGUCAAACUUCUAAACAAAGAAUAAAAAACAACACUUGGACUAUAAGUGAAAGACUUUAAUCAUAAAAAUUGGAUUUCACUUGUCAACGGUUAUCACUAUAUUUAGAAUUGGUUGGAGACACUCACUCCUUAGGUGAAUACUUACAAGAACGAAUUAGAACUUUACUUUAAAUUAAACAAAAACUAUAUAUAGAUGCAAGUUAAUCAUAAAAAAUAAAAUUAAUGCAGGAAGCUUCCGAAAUUAUAGAAUACUUAUACAAUGAUAAACACUUUAGUUAGGCAUUCCCUAUUUUAAGGGAAAGUCUCCUAGAAAUUACAUAAGUGUCAAUAUGCACUGAGUGA
Paramecium pentaurelia is the source of this 351-nucleotide messenger RNA. Lineage: Eukaryota; Ciliophora; Oligohymenophorea; Peniculida; Parameciidae. The record is from the annotation of a GenBank genome assembly.